Xyrauchen texanus (razorback sucker) is the source of this 2320-nucleotide messenger RNA. It is a transcript of the gene shmt1, whose product is annotated as serine hydroxymethyltransferase 1 (soluble). The coding region runs from base 169 to 1611 and encodes 480 amino acids. Gene Ontology annotation, cellular component: nucleus; cytosol; cytoplasm. The record is from RefSeq and is a predicted model, not a curated record. Gene Ontology annotation, molecular function: protein homodimerization activity; glycine hydroxymethyltransferase activity; mRNA 5'-UTR binding. Lineage: Eukaryota; Metazoa; Chordata; Actinopteri; Cypriniformes; Catostomidae. The transcript has 13 exons. Gene Ontology annotation, biological process: folic acid metabolic process; L-serine catabolic process; purine nucleobase biosynthetic process.
AAGAAAUUGCACAUAUCAGAAAGUGAAUCGUUGCGUAGCGUUAAGCACAUUUGUAAAGUUGUUUUGGGGACUGCUGACAUUACAUUGUCACUUUGGCAAACUUUACACAUAAAAGGAACUCUCUCUCAAGUGUGACCACAACCUAUUUUCCUCUAGAGAUCAACAACUAUGGCUCAGGUCAAUGGCCAUGAUCAUAGUACAUGGGAAUCUCACAACAAGAUGAUGCUGGAACCUCUGAGCACAAAUGAUCCUGAGGUAUUUGACAUUAUAAAGAAGGAGAAGAAAAGGCAGACAUAUGGAUUAGAGCUCAUUGCCUCUGAGAACUUUACUAGUCGAGCAGUUUUGGAAGCUCUGGGCUCCUGCAUGAAUAACAAGUACUCCGAGGGCUAUCCUGGACAGAGAUAUUAUGGAGGCACCGAGCAUGUGGACGAAUUAGAGCGUUUGUGUCAGGAAAGAGCUUUGAAGGUUUACGGGCUUGACCCAGAGAAAUGGGGAGUGAAUGUUCAACCGUAUUCUGGGUCACCUGCAAACUUUGCUGUGUACACAGCCAUUGUGGAACCUCAUGGACGGAUCAUGGGCCUUGAUCUGCCUGAUGGUGGCCAUCUCACCCAUGGCUUCAUGACUGACAAAAAGAAAAUCUCAGCCACUUCCAUUUUCUUUGAGUCUAUGCCUUAUAAGGUCAACCCAGAAUCUGGAUACAUUGAUUAUGACAGACUUGAGGAAAAUGCUCGCCUCUUCCACCCCAGACUUAUCAUUGCAGGCACCAGCUGCUAUUCCCGUAAUCUAGACUACAGUCGCCUGAGGAAGAUAGCCAGUGAGAAUGGGGCCUAUCUUCUGGCAGAUAUGGCUCACAUUAGUGGUCUGGUUGCAGCAGGAGUGGUUCCUUCUCCAUUUGAAUACUGUGAUGUUGUUUCCACCACUACCCACAAGACCCUCAGGGGCUGCAGAGCAGGAGUCAUUUUCUUUAGAAAAGGAGUUCGCAGUGUUGAUGCAAAAGGGAAGGCGACUCUGUAUAACCUUGAGAGUCUGAUUAACCAGGCAGUGUUUCCUGGACUUCAAGGUGGCCCUCACAAUCAUGCCAUUGCAGGAGUUGCUGUUGCUUUGAAGCAGGCUCUAACUCCAGAGUUUAAGACAUAUCAAAUGCAAGUUCUGGCCAAUUGCAAGGCUUUAGCAGCCACCCUUAUGGAAAAGGGCUACAAGAUUGUUACAAGUGGCUCUGAUAAUCACCUCAUCUUGGUUGAUCUGCGUCCAAAUGGAAGUGAUGGAGGGAGGGCAGAGAAAGUGUUGGAGGCAUGUGCCAUUGCCUGCAACAAGAAUACCUGUCCAGGUGAUAAAAGUGCCUUGCGUCCCAGCGGCCUUCGUUUAGGGUCUCCGGCUCUUACUUCCCGAGGGCUUUUGGAGGAUGAUUUCCGCAAGGUUGGCGAGUUUAUUCAUCAGGGCAUUGAGUUGACAUUGGAGAUCCAAAGAAACAUGAAUCCUAAAGCAACUUUGAAAGAGUUUAAGGAUGAAAUGGCUCAAAAUGAGGAGUAUCAACUGAAACUCAAAGAAAUCCGAGAGGAGGUGGAAGCCUUUGCUGGAAAAUUCCCCAUGCCAGGGUUGCCAGAGUUAUGAGGCUUUUUAGUCUUCCAGAAAUAUUUCUUUUCAUUUGAUUGGCACUGAGGUUUAAAUACAGUGGAACAGUCUAUUCCUAUUACCAUGCACCUUAAUGUGAUGAUUUCCAGCAUUCAAAUGAACUGUCUGUCUUGGAUAUAACCAAUGAUCACUCUCAAUUACUUUUGUUCUUUACUUGUUUUCUGUGGUUACACUCAAACCACUUUAUUGUGAUUAACCAUCUCUUUCUGUGAAAAGUGAAUUGCACUGAAAUGCUUUCCAGAUAGCACUAACAGAAAAAUAUCAAACUGCAUUAAAGUGGAAUACUAUUUACUGUAAUAAGUUACAUUUUCAGAACAAGAUAAUGUGCCUUUGAACUAUAAAAUACAUUAAAGUAUGCUCUUGGUGAAGACAGCAUGAAGACAACACUAGUUGUGUUGCAAGUUAAAAGCACCGCACAGCAUUAAAUCAGAAAUAAUUUAAUAAAACUGAAGGCAGAGUAAUUUCACAGUGGGUAACAACUCAAAGCACACAGAUGACCCCCACAAUUUACUGUACUUACAAUUCAUAAAUACUUUAGCAUGAAGAUUACACCUCACCUUACCCCAGACAAGCUCACAAUACUGUCUUAGAAUAGAUUUGUGUAAGGUAGCAACAAAAGUAUAUGAUUAAGACACAAAAGAAAAGAAAAUGUGUUAAAAACAAUAAAAAAGAAAAUAACAUUCUUGGA